AUGACGUUUUCAUCAACCUCAGAGCUAAACCUCUCCCCGCUCAGCGAUAAUUCUCCGAUCUUGAAUACCCGCACGACUGUGGAACCCACCUCCAGCUCCCGCAGCUGUGUCACCUGCCGCCGCCGCAAGGUCCGAUGCAACAAACGAUUCCCAUGCUCAAAUUGUACGAAGGCCGGCAUCGACUGCGUCUUCCCUCCACCCGGUCGUGCCCCACGGAAAUCGAAACGCCCACCGGAUGCUGAGCUACUUUCUCGGCUACGUCGUCUGGAGGGCGUCAUCGAUCACCUGAAGGGUGGACAAGCGGAGGGAAACCCCUCGGCUCCUGGCUCAUCAUCAACCGCGCCGUCGGUCGGGCCUUCGGUUACCCAGAGUGAUACUGCAAAGUCGGAGACAGAGCCACAAGUCCAACCACAGCAGGGCGGUGGUUGUCCAUUUGAAGACUCGGACCCCAAAAGACCGCCGCCCAACAAAUUUGAAAAUGAAUUCGGACGACUGGUCAUUGACGAGGGGCGGAGCCGAUACGUGAGCAAUCGGCUCUGGGCGAGUCUUGGCGACGAGAUCGAAGAAUUGCAGGACAUACUCGAUCAUUCUUCCUCUGAAGAAGAUGACACGCCUUCCCCGGAGUCUGCGCAUUCGAUCUCACAUGAUGGGUUCCUAUUCGGUUUCUACUCGCUCUCACAAAAUCUCCAAGAAUUUCACCCUCCCAUGCCUAAAGUAUCAAUACUUUGGGAAACAUACAAAGACAAUGUCGCUCCUUUGAUCACGAUCGUACACAGACCGACUGCUAAAAGCUUGUUUGCGGAGGCAGCGCAGAACCCAAGCGGCCUGGAUAAGAACCAAGAGGCGCUGGUGUUUUCCAUGUAUCUUUGCACCCUUGUCAGCAUGACGCCUGAUGAAUGCAUGCUUCAGUUCGGUUUAGAUCGCACUGUGGCUGUCAAACGGUAUCGCUUCGCAACGGAACAAGCACUCGCAAAAGCCGGGUUCCUCAACACACAAAGCUUGGUUCUUCUCCAGGCCGCGGUCCUGUUCUUAGUCUGUGUCCGACGUGAAGAUGAUAGCAAGUUUGUUUGGUCUUUAACUUCAAUUGUCUUACGUCUUGCUCAGGGCCUAGGUCUGCAUCGGGAUGGCACCAAUUUUGCCCUAAAGCCAUUUGAAACCGAAAUGCGCCGUCGGUUAUGGUGGCAUAUCUCGCUGCUGGAUGUUCGUUCUUCAGAAGAUCAUGGAACUGAUCCGCUUAUACACGAGAGCAUGUACGAUACUCGGCUACCCUUGAACAUCAAUGAUGAAGAUAUCACACCUGAUAUGGAAGAGCCACCCGCCGAGCGAGAGGGCUGCACAGAUGCUACAUUCUGUUUGAUUCGUUGCGAGAUCACAAGUGCUUUGCGGCGGGCCAAUUAUGUCUGUCCUGGCUCUCAGUGGCGCCCUGCUAGUGCUCUUCCGUCCCCAGAUCGCUGUGAGCGCAUGAUCGAGAUAAUCAGCGAUCGCUGCGAGCAGCGAUACAUCAGACAUUGCGAUAUGAACAUUCCGAUUCAAUGGUGUGCGGCGACCGUGGCGCGUCUCAUCCUUGCUAAGCUAUGGCUUAUCGUUCAUCACCCCAUGACCCGCAAAGAUCGUGGCAAUAUCACACAAGCAACGCGCGAAAGCCUGUUCCAUACUGCGAUUGAGGUUCUUGAAUUCGGUCGCUUACUCGAGGCCGAUCCGAAGACCGCCAAAUGGGGCUGGCUGUUCCGCACCAACAUGCAAUGGCACGGUGUCGCAUUUGUCCUUUCUGAAAUUUGCGUUCGUCCAAUGUGUCCAGUGACCGAUCGAGCGUGGAACGCCGUCAGCUCUCUUUAUUCAGAAUGGGCGCUUCAGGCGACUCAUAAAAAGGGAAUGCUCUGGCGGCCCCUAGCUGCUUUGAUGAAAAGGGCUGCUGCAACGCGCUCCAGGCAACAUCAAGAGCUAGUAGCCAAGUAUGGACCUGUGCCCAUGCCUGAGCCUGCGCAAAUAAUGGGAGAUAAUCAAUCGCUUCCGAGGAUUCAUAUGCCGAUUUUGCCAGCGGCCCGAGCUCUACCUCCAUCGGAUGCAAUGUUCAACAUCGACCUUAGCGAAGGGCCAUUGGGUGCUCUACAGGGUAUCUUCUCUGGGUCCAAUCUGUUUGAUCCGUCGAAUGACCUUCUGAACAACCCUGUUCAAAAUGUUGCACCAAAUUCAGCAGCGACGACCUACGCUCCCAUGAACAAUCCUUGCUUCAAUCAAGAAAAUCUCCCCGACGGCUCCGCACCACCUCAGCUUAGCUGGGAGGACUGGGAUCAAGUGAUGCGAGAUUUCCAGAUGGAUGUUGAGAAUGAUGAGCUGAACCCAAAUAAGGGGACAAAUGUCACUGAAUGGUUUGCCUGA
Messenger RNA from Penicillium brevicompactum, 2379 nucleotides. Its product is annotated as putative C6 transcription factor. The record is from RefSeq and is a predicted model, not a curated record. Gene Ontology annotation, molecular function: DNA-binding transcription factor activity, RNA polymerase II-specific; DNA binding; zinc ion binding. Gene Ontology annotation, biological process: regulation of DNA-templated transcription; DNA-templated transcription. NCBI's taxonomy places the organism in Eukaryota, Fungi, Ascomycota, Eurotiomycetes, Eurotiales, Aspergillaceae. The transcript is spliced from 2 exons. The coding region runs from base 1 to 2379 and encodes 792 amino acids.